GAGACUCCGCAGCCUUGAACGACGUAGGGACUAGACACGAGAGGAAUUUCUGAGGCAGGAAGAAAUCAGAGCAAGCCAGCCAUGGGCAUGCCGGGGGCGUGCCAUCACGACCACCCGCCGGCGCAACCGCAGCCGCAGAUGCCGCUAGCGGGCGGCAGUACCGGGGAGGAGAUGCAGCGACACGCGCUGUUCGGUGGUGCGAUUCAGGCGGAUUUCCCGCCGCGAUUUGAGGACGUCAGUAACUUCCGAGACGUGCCCAACAACCAGGAGGUGUUUGCUGAUGCGAGCCGGGACGAGAGCAUUGUGGUCGAGCUGCUGGAGAUGAAGGCUGACGUGGCAGAUGCUGAUUCGUCCAGGUGGUUCCUUGAGGAUCUCAUGCGCGAGCAGGAGGCACAAGCUGGGAGUGCGAUAGAAAGCUCCGCGCCCAUCGCGUCUUCCGACUGUCCUCAUUUCGAGCCCUCGGUGGUCAGGAGUUAUGCAGUGGGGAGCAUGACUGUGUCCAAGGGUCGGCAAGGUGCCGAAGCUCUUAAUGUGGUUCGGGUCUACCUGGCGAAUAUCCGUCUCCGCAACGUCCACACAGACGUCCUUAUAACUGUCAACGAGCCACUCUUUAUCAGUGAUCGGAGCGAGAGUGCAGCAGCAGCAGGGGCGGCAGGGGUCACUCAGGCAGCGGUGCAGGAAGCUUCGGCAGGAGUGCUGGGCGCCACAGCUGGUGGGCAGGUGUUUCAGCGGCUGUUGUCCUCGUUCCAGGUGAACGACUGGGGGCUGUUUGGGCACCAGUAGGAGGAACCAGGAACUGGCCUGCAGCAAAGGCUGCAGCAGGAGAGGUCACCCAGGCAGCAGAAAAGGCUGCAGCAGGGGUGCUGGGGGCCACAGCUGGUGGUGGGUAGGUGUUCCUUCCUACGGCUCUUGUCCUUGUUCCAGGUCAACGGUUGGGGGCUGUUUGGGCUCCAGUGGUAGGAACCAGGAAUGGAGCAGUAGGAAUGGCUGCUGCAGGGGUGUUAGGCGCCACAGCUGGUGGUGGGCAGGUGCUCCUUCCAGCGGCUGUCAUCCUCCUUUCAGGUCAACGGUUGGGGGCUGUUCGGACCACAAGACUAGCAGUUACCGUAGGAAUCAAGUGCAGGGAGGGUGGCAGGGGCAGCAGGUGUCACCCAGGGAGCAGUACAGGAAGCAGCAGCAGGGCCAUUAGGUGCCACAGCUGGUGGGCGGGCGUUUCAACGGCUAUUGUCCUCCUUACAGGCCAAGACUGGGGGCUGUUUGGGCAGCAGUAGGAGAUAAGAAUCAAGCAGCAGCAGGGGCAGCAACAGGCCAGGCCAAAUCAACAACUGGCUCCUGUUGUGGAGGUAACAAAACUGGUCCCCAGGAUUGAAGAGCAGUCAGCAAGAAGCAGCAGGGCCAGCGGGGGGAAUGAAUGGAUGACAGUGGCUGGCGAUGAGAGGAAAGAGGAACCAGGACUCCAGGCUCUAUUUGAGCCUCCUUGAGAACCUCUCAGCGCAAACUGAACUGUUUUGAGGUGCCUCAAUUCGCAACAGCUCCAGCGCGGGACUCCAAAAGACGGGCCCAGCUAGGGAGUACUCCUGUUUAGUACCAGUGCGUCCACAACAGAUUCGAUCCUGUGUCACUCGACUAAACAAAGCGAUUGCUUCAACUCUUAGCUGUGUGAACGGCUUGUUAGUUACCCAUACUUAGGUCUAGUGCAAUGGGGACUUACUGCUCCCAGUUAAUGCAACGCAAGGGCACUGGUAAAACGCCAUGGGAGCUUUGCUCUGGCCGGCUGCUUCAGUUACGACUUACUGUUACCAUGAUCAU
This is a messenger RNA of Closterium sp. NIES-67, 1809 nucleotides long. Lineage: Eukaryota; Viridiplantae; Streptophyta; Zygnematophyceae; Desmidiales; Closteriaceae. The record is from the annotation of a GenBank genome assembly.